UUUGACAGCGAACGGCGAAAAAAAAAAAUUAAUGUAGAAAGAAAACAAAAAACGUGGAAUUUAUAAAAUAUUAAAAAAAAAGUACAAGUUUUUGUUGAAAAAUUAUUAUUUAAUAUUAAAAAAUAAUUUAAGCAUUUUAGUAAAAAAAAAUACAAAGAUGUUCAAAUCUGUACUUAUAUUAUCGUGCCUUAUGGCCACCGUUUAUUGUGCUGCCGAAGAUUUUAAAGUAGAAGUAGUUAGUGUACCAGAAAUAUGUGAACAAAAAUCAAAAAAUGGUGACAUGUUAACAAUGCAUUAUACUGGUACAUUAACAGAUGGAAAAAAAUUUGAUUCAAGUUUUGAUCGUGACCAACCAUUUACUUUUCAAUUAGGAGCCGGUCAAGUUAUUAAAGGAUGGGAUCAAGGACUUAAGGAUAUGUGCGUUGGUGAAAAACGUAAAUUAGUUAUACCACCAGAAUUAGGUUAUGGUGAACGUGGUGCUGGUAAUGUAAUCCCCGGUGGAGCAACAUUAUUAUUUGAUGUUGAAUUAAUAAAUAUUGGUGACUCAUCACCUACAACAAAUGUAUUUAAAGAAAUUGAUGAUAAUAAAGACAAUCAAUUGAGUCGCGAAGAGGUAAACGCCUAUGUUAGUGAAUAUUUAAAGAAACAAAUGUCUGCUGUCGAAGAUUCAGAAGAAUUAAAAGGAAUGUUAGCUGAACAUGAUAAACUUGUUGAAGAAAUUUUCCAACAUGAAGAUAAAGAUAAAAAUGGUUUUAUAUCACAUGAUGAAUUCUCUGGGCCAAAACAUGAUGAACUGUAGAAAAAUAAGAAGAAAAAAAAAUUAAUUAGAUUUCUAAAAAUUUUUGUUUUAAUUUUUAAAUUUUUUUUUAAUUUUUAUUUAAUUUAAAUAAAAAAACUUUUAAUUUUUUUGUUCUCUCUUUGCAAUAUAAAUAAAUUUUUUUAUUUAAUUUAGAAUACUUUUGAUUUGUAUAAAAAAUUAAGAUUUCUUAUUUAAAUUCGAAUAAGAAAAAUAAUUAAAAAUUAAUUUUUCAUUUUUUGCUAAAUAACGAAAAUUUAAAAUAAAAUAAAUUAAAUAACAUUCAAUUUAAAAAAAAAUAAAACAAGAUUUAAUUACACAUAAAAUAGAGUAGUUUAAAGAAAAAAGAGAAAACCCAUGUUUUGUUAGGAGAAUAUAAAAUGUAUAUUAACUUUAUUGAAAAUAAAAAAUAAAAAAAUAUAAUUAUAUAGAAAUUAAUUAAAAUAAUUUAAUUAAAAAAAAAAAUAAUGAUAAAUUAAUGUAACGUAUAACAAAUUUUUACAUGAGCAUAACGAAACCAUAUUUGU
Messenger RNA from Condylostylus longicornis, 1323 nucleotides. RefSeq names its product FK506-binding protein 2 (gene Fkbp14). Gene Ontology annotation, molecular function: calcium ion binding; peptidyl-prolyl cis-trans isomerase activity. The transcript has 5 exons. NCBI's taxonomy places the organism in Eukaryota, Metazoa, Arthropoda, Insecta, Diptera, Dolichopodidae. The record is from RefSeq and is a predicted model, not a curated record. Bases 158 to 799 code for a protein of 213 amino acids.